Molecule: messenger RNA, 264 nt
Organism: Adineta steineri
Lineage: Eukaryota; Metazoa; Rotifera; Eurotatoria; Adinetida; Adinetidae
Source: the annotation of a GenBank genome assembly
AUGACUAGUAAAGCUCAAUAUGAACAAAUGAAUGUACCAAUAGCUUUUGCUUGUGCACAAGAAGAUCAUAGUUUUUCUGAUACAUUUCGUGCAGAAGUAGAACAGAUUCUAGCAGGCAAACCAGAAGUACCGAACAAAUUUCUUUUAACUGAGGGAACAGUACAUGGUUUUGCUGCACGACCUAAUCCAGAUAAUCCUGUCGUUAUGAAAGGGUAUACACAAGCCAAUGAUUUAAUCGCAGAAUGGGCUAAAACGCAUCUCUAA